Molecule: messenger RNA, 1980 nt
Organism: Rhizophagus irregularis DAOM 181602=DAOM 197198
Lineage: Eukaryota; Fungi; Glomeromycota; Glomeromycetes; Glomerales; Glomeraceae
Source: RefSeq, a predicted model, not a curated record
AUGGAUUCUACUCCUCCUUCUCCUAUAGUUGAUUGUAGACUUACCUUUGAAAGUGUAAGAAAUUGGAAGUAUGACCAAGUAGCUUGUUGGUUACAAGAAAAUAAUUUUCGAGAAUAUCAAAAAGUAUUUUCAGAUAAUGAUAUAAAUGGUGAUGUAUUAUUAGAAUUGGAUCACGACAUCCUAAAAGAAUUGAAGAUCAGAUCAAUCGGCGAACGCGUAAGAAUCCUUUUGGCAGUUAAAGCUUUGCUAAAGUGUUGCGCAGGAAAUACCGUUCCUUACGCUAAUCCCAUUAAAUAUUAUAUACCAAAGGACCUGGGUUCACCUGAUUCUGAUAGAUUUCCAUCGCUUAGCAGAUCUAAUUCAAAAGCAAGCACCAUAUCUCGAUCUAAUUCUACUUCGUCUUCGCGUAAUAAUAAUAACAACAAUAAUGAUUAUUCUUCACGAACUUCACAAAACUCUAAACGUGCCAUCAAAGUUAUUGGUGAAGAUGGUGCAACGAGAACAAUCCCUAUGAACAAUGUAACUGAUGCUAAAUCUAUUUUAGCACGAGUGUUGCAAAAGUUUAAUAUAAACGAGGAUGUUGAAAAAUAUUCGUUGUUUACAACUCUAAGUGAUGCUCGAAGUUUAUCCGAUGAUGAAUUAGUAAAGAUUUGUAAAAGUUCAGAUAGACCGGAAAGGGAAAGACUUAUCUUACGCAAGAAGCAUGUUCAAAUGAGUUUGGAACAAUUAAAAACCCAAAAGAGACACAAAAAAUUAGCAAAUUUCUUUGGAGAAAAACCUCCAACAACACCUCAAGUUGGAAUAUCUCAAAAAAAAUUAAGAAAUUUUUUUGGUCAACGUCCACCUUCAGAAUUGAUUUCAUUAAAUCUUACGGAAUAUUUUCCUGGGCAUAAUAGUGAAGAAUUAGAACGUAGCUGUAGAAAUUCUGUCAGAAGAGCUUCAAGACUUUCAUCUGCUUCUAAAUUAUCUCGCAAAUCAAAAAUGUCUUCUUUAUAUUAUGAUGACAGAUCUGAUUCUCUUUUAUUCCCUAUGGAUAAUUCGGAAACAAUAAUUACAGAAGAAGAGCAAAACGAAGAUUUUGACGGUUUUAGUGAAAGUGAUGAAAUUGAAGAAGAAGAAUGGGCACUUAUACAUAAUGGAUUUGGAGAGAAUCAAGUUUUGAAAUGGAUGCAAGGUGCUUUGAUUGGAAUGGGCUCUUUUGGUAGUGUGUAUUUAGGGCUUAAUUCCAUUACCGGAGAAUUAAUGGCAGUUAAGCAAGUUGAGUUACCUACAGGACAAUCCGCAAAUGAGGAAAGAAAGAAAUCUAUGUUAGAUGCUUUACAAAGAGAAAUUGCACUUUUGAAAGAUUUACAUCAUGAAAAUAUUGUUCAAUACCUUGGAUUUCAACAUGAUGAAAAAACUUUAAAUAUUUUCCUGGAAUAUGUUCCCGGUGGUUCAGUAGCAACUAUGCUUAAUAAUUAUGGUCCAUUAGAAGAAACAUUAGUUAGAUCAUUUAACAGACAAAUUUUACAAGGAUUAAAUUAUCUUCAUGAACAAGAUAUCAUCCAUCGUGACAUCAAAGGUGCUAAUAUUUUAGUUGACAAUAAGGGAGGUAUCAAAAUAUCAGAUUUUGGUAUUUCAAAAAAAGUUGAAGACCAAAUUAUGGCAACUGUAAGUAGGCCUUCUUUGCAAGGUUCAGUAUUCUGGAUGGCACCAGAAGUUGUAAAACAAACAUCUUAUACAAGCAAAGCAGAUAUAUGGAGUUUGGGAUGUUUAAUUAUAGAAAUGUUUACAGGAGAACAUCCAUUUCCUGAAUUCAAUCAAAUGCAGGCCAUGUUUAGGAUUGGGCAAUCUUGUUCACCUGAAAUACCUGAAGAUAUAUCAAAUGAAGCAAAAGAAUUUUUGAAAAAAACUUUUGAAUUGAAUCAUAACAAUAGACCAACUGCUAAAGCAUUAUUAUCACAUCCAUUUACUAAAUCUAAUAUACAAUUAUCAUCAUAA